This is a messenger RNA of Trichoderma harzianum CBS 226.95, 1455 nucleotides long. RefSeq lists its product as hypothetical. The record is from RefSeq and is a predicted model, not a curated record. NCBI's taxonomy places the organism in Eukaryota, Fungi, Ascomycota, Sordariomycetes, Hypocreales, Hypocreaceae. The transcript is spliced from 4 exons. Bases 1 to 1455 code for a protein of 484 amino acids.
AUGGUGCCUUUACAAACUCAACUUCUCCUGCAGGUUCACCAGACAGAAAGAGAGCUGAGUCUUUAUCCACUUCUGCCCCAAAGUUCGGCGUCGAUCCGCCACGACCACCUCGGAUACUGGGCAGAGAGACAGCUCACGCCAGCCUCUCCCCGAAAGAGCAACGCCAGUUCUAAUGUGCGCUUCUGGAAAUGGCGCUCACGAUCGACCAAAUCUGCGAGUGAGACGGAUGCACUACUCAAUGGGCGUUUAGCCUCUCGAGUGACCUCUGCGACUGGACCAAAAUCGAAACCCGACCUCCCAAGACAUGAUCCGCCUGCCAUUCAUCAAGUGUGGACUCCAUAUCUAUCCGAGUCUGAUCAUGUAUUCUCGCUACAACAUCCAACUGCAGAGCCUGUCUCACCAUCCACUGCUGCAAUUACGCCUUCAAAGGCACAGCAGUCGAGCGAAAGCAUCGUAAUCUCUCCCGGUUCAAAGAACCACCGCCUAGCCGACGCCCCAAAAACCACCUCGCCUGAGAGCCAUAUUCAAACAACCGUGAAAACUGGGUCGCCAACGCCCUUACUCUCUCCAAGACUCUUAUAUCUCAAGGCCAAAAAGGAAAUCGAAUCCAAGCUCAAGCAAAAACAGCAUGAGGACUCUUAUAUCCAUUGUACAACAGAUGCCGGCAAUCAGACAGAGGUCGGGUUAGGAACUCAUGGUCCUUGCAGUAAUUUAGCCCCUGAUGAGGAUUGCCGUACGCGGUCGACGGUUGAAGGCGCCAGAAAAUUCCUCGCCUCUCAGAACAUCAGCAAGACGGGAACGUGGUUUAAAGAUGAAUUCCAUACUUCCAAGAUAGGCCGGAAACUAUUUAGGAGAGCCCCAUGGCAUCGAAAGGAAUCUGCGGACUCAUUCACCAGCGUAUCCAGCUCCAUCAGGGCAGUUCUUAAGGGCAGGACACCUCCCGCGAGUCCUGCCACUCUCGGGUUGAGCCACACGAGUACGCCAGCACACUUUAUGUCAAAUAUGAGUAUAUGGGAGGCCAUUCGAGUCAGCACACCUCCCUUGGACGAAGAUACAGCCGACGGCAGGCCGCGGGCUUUUUUCACGUCAUUGACACCUCCUGGAACUGGUGGCGAGACCAACUCCAAGACGGCUUCGCCAUCGAAUCGCUCUGUGAAACGCUACAGUAUCCACAGUAGCAGCAUGGCAUCACAGUCUCGCGAGUGGUGGGAGCAGGUACCUCCACGUGGAUCUCGCCGCGAUAUUCCUGUUGCUAUUGGCACUUCAGCCAGCAAAUUCGAGUUCGAUGUUCCGGAACAUUUGCCAUCAAGCCCAAUGUGCCCUGCCAACAAGCGCCACAAGAGCGGCGGCACUGGCGUGUGUGUGUAUCACGGACGGAGAAAGACUAAGUCUGUCCUGAGAGAUGAAAUGAGCAGAGCAGAAACAACGGAAUACUCAUCAGCGGAUAUUGGUUGA